Molecule: messenger RNA, 822 nt
Organism: Fusarium pseudograminearum CS3096
Lineage: Eukaryota; Fungi; Ascomycota; Sordariomycetes; Hypocreales; Nectriaceae
Exons: 6
Coding region: 1-822 (273 amino acids)
Molecular function (GO): methyltransferase activity
Source: RefSeq, a predicted model, not a curated record
AUGUCCCCAACGAUGAGCAAGAGAACGAACGACUCGCAUGCUCUCUUCCUUCGAACAUUUGAUGAUAACCUCGGGUUUGCCCCACCGAACGAUCCGGACGCCAAGGUCAAGCACGUCCUCGAUGUAGGCACCGGGACAGGAAUUUGGGCCUUGGACUUUGCCGAUGAGCAUCCAGGUGCUGAUAUCCAGGUUAUUGGUGUCGACUUGUCCCCUAUCCAGCCCAGCUUUGUACCUCCAAACUUGCGAUUCAUUAUUGAUGAUAUGGAAGAAGAGUGGCAGUAUUCUAACCUCUUUGACUACGUCCACAGUCGAAUGAUGAAUUCCAGCGUGGAUAACUGGGAAAACUAUGCUACCAAGAUAUAUGAUAAUCUAGAGCCCGGCGGUUACGUCGAACUACAGGAGAUUGAUAUCUUUGUGGCAUCUGACGACAACACUAUAUCUAAGAGUCAUAAUCUCUACCGAUGGGCCGAACUUCUCCAAGAAGCAUCUGACAAACUCGGUCGCCCAUACUUCAAACCAAGCGGCCUCAAAGACGUCCUUACAAAAGUCGGCUUUGAAGAUGUCAAGGAAUACAAGUUCAAAUGGCCUACUAAUCAGUGGGCAAAAGACGCCAAGCAUAAAGAGCUUGGGAUGUGGAAUAACGAGAACGCGAAUUACUUCCUCGAGGGUGUGGCUAUCGCACCGCUGACCAGGGCUUUGGGGUGGACGAGGGAGGAAGUUGCCGUCUUUAUUGCGGGAGCGAGAAAAGAGCUCAACGAUACGAGGAUUCAUGCUUAUUGGCCCAUCAUCUCGGUCUACGGACGGAAGCCCAAGGCAGCGUGA